GUUUGUGAUGUCCGAGGCCAUGGAGCUGGAAAUCCACGACGCCCCCGCGUGGCUGUUCCCACUGGGCAAGCGCAAGGGCGAGGGCGAUGGCGGACAGGCCUCGAAGACGUUGGUCGUCGCGACUGGGGGUCACACGGACGCGACGGACGGCAUCGACAUGGCGACCUUCAAGUGGGUGGCGCGCCAGACCUUGGCCAACUCCCGAGCCAUCGCCGAUCUCGAGGCCAACGUAAACGACACCUUUCUUCUGGCCGAGGAGACGUGGCUGGCCAAGGCAGGCCUGCUAGCGAACGCGCAGUACACCAAGGCCGCCGCCGACCUCAAAGCCAAGGCCGCCUCAGACCCGCAGGUCGACACCUCGAGCCUCGGCCCGCCGUUCUUGGUCGUCUUCUUUCUCGUGAUGUCGGAGAUCCGCAAGCAGGCCGCGACGGGGAUUCACAAGGAGGAGGUGGAGGCGUUCUGGCAGACGCACAUCAAGGACAAGACGCCCGCCGAGCUCGCCAUGAUGGUCCGCACGAUGUCGUUCCAGCAGCCCCGGGGCGAGAAGAGCAAGCGCAUGGAGAAGAUGGUCAAGCUGCGCCUUCACAUCCUCACGGACACGGAGGGCGGUCGCAAGCUCAGCACCCUGAUCUACCGCACGCUGUGCGAGCUGAACGCGCAGAAGCUG
Molecule: messenger RNA, 667 nt
Organism: Prorocentrum cordatum
Lineage: Eukaryota; Dinophyceae; Prorocentrales; Prorocentraceae
Source: the annotation of a GenBank genome assembly